Cotesia congregata is the source of this 570-nucleotide messenger RNA. NCBI's taxonomy places the organism in Eukaryota, Metazoa, Arthropoda, Insecta, Hymenoptera, Braconidae. The record is from the annotation of a GenBank genome assembly.
AUGAGGACUUUUCUGGAGCAAGGAUAUUUUUUUCGGAUAAAUUAUAUUCAAAGUUUCCUUUUUUGGUUAUUAUUUAUGAGAAAGGGCACGAGAGUUGAAGGGUUAAUAAAUUACGGUAGUAAGUUUUUCGAGUACACCACCACACGAACGUUUGGUCUCCUCACCGAUCCACCUGGUGAGAUCGACACCCGGAGGUUUAUUAAGCUUAAAAGAGGACCUCUGACUGGUCCUAUCACUCUUUUUGAAAUUAGAGUCGUGAAAGUGAGUAUUGAGAUUAGAGUCGUUGUGCGACGAGUCGAGAGGCGUAGAACCGAUGCUGGUGGUGAUGAUGGAGGUGAUGAAGGUGGUGAGCGUGGUGGUCAUGGCAGAGCGUCAGGUGGGACGCGUGGAGGCACGUUGACAAAAGUGCCGAGGGAUGGAGAGUCAGCAAAGGCCUCAAGCACCGCCGGCACAGGGGGAACACGUGCUGGUGAGGGUUCCACGUGUGGUAGCAGCAUCCCGGCGACCUCGAGACUAGUUGGUGGUCCCUGGUCCCAGGGCAGUUCAUCAUCAUCAUCACAUGGCAAUUAG